Messenger RNA from Parnassius apollo (apollo), 210 nucleotides. Lineage: Eukaryota; Metazoa; Arthropoda; Insecta; Lepidoptera; Papilionidae. The record is from the annotation of a GenBank genome assembly.
AUGAGGGUUAUACUUCUUUACGAGAGCGCGUACGGCGGGCGCUUACGAACAUAUACGGACGUAAGUGUCCGUUGCGCGGCCCCUGCGUCCGCCACGCAACAGCCCAACAGAUCAACAGAUACUUUCUCGCUAGGCGGCCAGGGCCGGGGUGCUUCCACCGGCGCGCGCCUCGCUGCGUCUUUCCCCGCGCCGUCCCUGACGUCACCCUAA